AUGGCUCGAAUCAUCUUCGAAGAUCUUCAUCUAGUCCCCAAGUUGGUCAAGUCCCAUGCCAUUGUCAUGGGCCUGGCUUUCACCGUUAUGAUGCCCCUCGGAGUCUUAGUGAUUCGAUUUCUCCGUGUCAAAGGGACUAUUUGGAUACAUGCUGUAUGGCAAAUGCUCAGCUGGAUCUUGAUGCUUGCGGGACUGGCAACUGGCAUUCGUGUUGGGAAGAUUGUUGACCGACUGCACAACAACGCCCACACAAUCCUCGGAACCAUCGUCGUUGUCCUAUUACUACUCCAACCGUUCAUCGGGUUAAUUCAUCAUUUCCGGUUCCGGAAAGCCCGGGCGCCUGGAAAGUGGACCCGUCUACAUGUUUGGUACGGCCGAGUUUUGAUCCUUCUUGGUAUCAUCAAUGGUGGGCUUGGUUUGAAACUUGUCAAAAAUACCCCCGGUGGAGAGAUCGCGUAUGGCGUGGUAGGGGGUGUUUUUGGGGCGGCUCUUCUGCUCGUCACUGUGUUGGUGGAAAAGAAGAAGUUGCCUUCGUCGAAACAGAAGGCUGAGCUAGAACUGGAGGAGAGGAGGUUAUAG
Molecule: messenger RNA, 579 nt
Organism: Aspergillus affinis
Lineage: Eukaryota; Fungi; Ascomycota; Eurotiomycetes; Eurotiales; Aspergillaceae
Product: cytochrome b561 domain-containing protein
Exons: 2
Coding region: 1-579 (192 amino acids)
Source: RefSeq, a predicted model, not a curated record